UCCGCCCUUGAAGCCCCUGCUCGGCGCCGUCGACAUGGCGGUGCUCGCCGUCCUCCUGCGCGGCUGCUUCCGCGGGCGCGGGCUGCUCCUCCGAGGGCGGCUGCAGGAAAUAAAAUGUGUGGAGCGAAGUUAUGGAUCCAAACCCACUUUGAAUGAAGUGGUCAUAGUAAGUGCGACAAGAACACCCAUUGGGUCUUUUCUUGGUAACCUUUCCUCUCUCCCAGCCACUAAACUGGGCUCCAUUGCGAUUCAGAGCGCCAUUGAAAAGGCAGGGAUUGCAAAAGAAGAAGUGAAGGAAGCGUACAUGGGCAAUGUUCUACAAGGAGGUGAAGGACAAGCCCCGACAAGGCAAGCAGUACUGGGUGCAGGUUUACCUAUCUCCACUCCAUGCACAACCAUCAACAAAGUGUGUGCCUCUGGGAUGAAGGCCAUCAUGAUGGCCUCGCAGAACCUCAUGUGUGGGCACCAGGAUGUGAUGGUGGCAGGUGGGAUGGAGAGCAUGUCCAACGUCCCCUAUGUGAUGAACAGAGGAGCAACCCCCUACGGUGGGCUAAAACUUGAAGAUUUGAUCGUAAAAGAUGGCUUAACUGAUGUCUACAAUAAGAUUCACAUGGGCAACUGUGCUGAAAACACAGCUAAGAAGCUGAAGAUCCCACGAGAGGAACAGGAUACUUAUGCUAUUAACUCCUACACCAGAAGCAAAGCAGCAUGGGAAGCAGGAAAAUUUGGAAACGAAGUUACGCCUGUCACAAUUACAGUAAAAGGUAAACCAGAUGUAGUGGUGAAAGAAGAUGAAGAAUAUAAACGUGUUGAUUUUAGCAAAGUUCCAAAGCUGAAGACAGUUUUCCAAAAAGAAAAUGGCACAGUGACAGCUGCCAAUGCCAGCACACUGAACGAUGGGGCAGCCGCUGUGGUUCUGAUGACAGCAGAGGCAGCCAAAAGGCUCCAGGUUAAACCACUCGCCAGAGUAGCAGGAUUCGCUGAUGCUGCUGUAGAACCCAUUGAUUUUCCCAUUGCACCUGCAUAUGCUGUGCCUAAGGUCCUUAAAGAUGCAGGAUUGAAAAAAGAAGACAUUUCAAUGUGGGAAGUAAAUGAAGCAUUCAGCGUGGUUGUAUUAGCAAACAUUAAAAUGCUGGAGAUUGAUCCUCAAAAAGUGAAUAUCAAUGGAGGAGCUGUUUCCCUGGGACAUCCAAUCGGGAUGUCUGGAGCCAGGAUUGUCGUUCAUUUAGUUCAUGCCUUGAAGCAGGGACAAUACGGUCUUGCCAGCAUCUGCAAUGGAGGAGGAGGUGCUUCUGCCAUACUGAUCCAGAAGCUGUAGACAACCCCUGCUUCAGGCAGCAACCCUACAUGGCCAGAAGGACAUGUGACAGCCGACCCUCAUCAGCUUAUAUCCAAAAUAAUGUUUCAUUUUUUAUUAUUUUCUAACUUUUUUAUAAGCUAAAAAGAUCAAAUCCCAAAACCUUUUAAAUCGCAAAUAAAUGUUUUCUUCUGCUUUAUGUUUCCUUAUAAUCUUGGGUGGUGC
Messenger RNA from Talpa occidentalis (Iberian mole), 1522 nucleotides. It is a transcript of the gene ACAT1, whose product is annotated as acetyl-CoA acetyltransferase 1. NCBI's taxonomy places the organism in Eukaryota, Metazoa, Chordata, Mammalia, Eulipotyphla, Talpidae. The transcript is spliced from 12 exons. The coding region runs from base 35 to 1318 and encodes 427 amino acids. Gene Ontology annotation, molecular function: acetyl-CoA C-acetyltransferase activity. Gene Ontology annotation, biological process: fatty acid beta-oxidation. The record is from RefSeq and is a predicted model, not a curated record.